Messenger RNA from Anopheles coluzzii, 3827 nucleotides. RefSeq names its product protein enabled (gene ena). The transcript is spliced from 12 exons. The coding region runs from base 986 to 3118 and encodes 710 amino acids. Lineage: Eukaryota; Metazoa; Arthropoda; Insecta; Diptera; Culicidae. The record is from RefSeq and is a predicted model, not a curated record. Gene Ontology annotation, molecular function: SH3 domain binding.
UACAGGCAGCAAAAACGCACAGCAGCGCACACAGCUCACUAAACGCCAUGAUGCGCUAGCAAACACGACCGAGAAACGCUCUGCUCCCAUGUUUUUCGUGUGUGAAGUCGCCCGCGGUAGGUUUUGGAACUUGGCAUUGUGUAGUGUUGCAGUGAGUGCGAGUGUGAAGAAUUGUCGUACAUAGUGGGAAGAGUGCGUGAAGAUUGCCGUUGUGAAUUUUGGCUAAUAAAUAGAAGCAAAGCGUGUAGUGUGCGUGAGUUAAAUUGAAGCGAAAAGAAAAAAGGAAGAAAAGUGGGUGUAGUUUGUUGUGUGCUGUGUGAGUGUGUGAGUGCGAAAGGAGAGGUAGAGAGUGAAAACACAACAAGCAAUCACGGCAAAUCAUCUCCCCGGGCGCGGUGGAGGAGCUUUCCCUCGCGACCAUUUCGUCCAGCAACCCCACCUCCCCCUUCUCCUUCGCUUCCUUGAGGAAGUACAUUUCGACGGUGCCUUGUGGCUUGGUGAACCGCACAUGCACGCAGCGUGAACGGGGUGAAUUUUCCUGCGCUCAUGUUUGGUGGAAAAGCUGUAAAGUAGGCUACGGUUACGGCAAAGGACCCUCCCGUUCAACACACGCGCACGCUCCCCCGCAGAGCGGCGGCACAAGCACAAACACGGACGAAAAGGGACAGCGCCGAGAGUGAGAAGGCAACACAAUUUUGCGCCGGUUACUGUUGGAUUGAGUGGUAUCACAACUACAUCUUCGAGCAAAAAAGCGAGCAAAGCAACCGUUGCCGGAAGACGACACUACCGUACCGACUAUUGAGGAGGCUGUGGUGCUAACCGGGAUAAGGCAGCCUGUCCAGUCAUUUCACCCGUCGUCCGUCAGCUGUUGGUUCGGCGAUCCUGAUCCAUCCCGGAGCCAAUAAAAAAGGCUUUUUGCAUCAAAUCUUAACAGCACAAACCACGAUCGCGGAUCGUCUUCCUUAAGCACAACAACUACAGCAAGAUGAGCGAACAAAGCAUCAUUGGGGCCCGGGCCUCGGUCAUGGUGUACGACGAUGUGCAGCGGAAGUGGAUACCGUCCGGCAGCUCGUCCGGUCUGAGCAAGGUGCAAAUCUUCCACCAUCAGCAAAACAACACGUUCCGCGUCGUCGGUCGGAAGCUGCAGGACCAUGAGGUCGUCAUCAACUGUUCGAUCAUCAAGGGGCUGAAGUAUAAUCAGGCCACCGCGACGUUUCACCAGUGGCGCGAUUCCAAGUUCGUGUACGGGUUGAACUUCUCCAGCCCGAUGGACGCGGAAGCGUUUGCCCGUGCGAUGAUGCACGCUUUGGAUGUGCUGAGUGGACGCGUACCACCCUCGUCGACCAUGCAAACGACCAAUCCGAACCCGAGCCAGAUGGCUGCGGCGUACGAGGAGGACAUGGGCUACCGUACGAUGACCCGUGAAGAUGCGGCCAUCAUGCAGCAGCAGCAGCAAAUGACUAGUCAACCGCCGGGCGUGGGACCACCACAGCAACCGCCGAACUCGAUACCGGGCCCGGGCGGUGGCAUACUAUCCCCGCAAACGCCGACAUCUCAAACGCUGCCAUCACAAGCCACCCAGCAGCAGCAGCAGCAGCAACAACAGACGCAUCAUCGUACAAACAGUGCACCACCGGUCCCGCCAGCGUUACCGACACAACAGCAGCAGCAGGCAUCGCAGCAGUCACAGGCGCAGCAACAGCAGCAACAGAAACCGAUCUAUGCAUCACAGCAGAGCAACAGCAGUACCAACAGUAUUACCUAUGGAAACAACUCGCAGCCGUAUCCGCAGCCAAUCUACGUAGCAUCGAAUCAAAAUCAUCAAAUGCUGAAUCAGUCGGUGUUGCCACCGCAACCGCCGCAGCAACCACCGCCACCACAGCAGCAGCUACCGUCGAACCUUUCGAACGGUUCGAUUUACGCGACGGCCACGUGCUCCCCGAGCGCGACCAACAGCAAUCCAGCGAACCCGAUCUACGCCGGCCAGCAGCAGCUCGUUUCACAGCAGCAACAGCAGCAGCAGUCCGCACCACCGCCGCCACCGAUGAUGAUGCCACCGAACGGCUACGGACCACCGAAUGGUGUCGGCGGUCCGUACGGUGCUGGCCAACCACAGUACGGUAUACCACCGGUUCCACAGAUGCCAAUGCAGCCGCCGCACCAGCAGCAACCACCGUCACAGAUGCAGCAAACGAAUGCUCCUCCACCACCGCCAAUGAUGCCGCCGAUGUUCCCGAUGGCGGCACCAUCUAGCGUACCGCAGCCACCAGCACCGCCGAUGCCACCAAAUCUGAAUAAUGCGGCUGCUCCACCGCCGCCGCCACCACCGCCCGGCAUGCCAGCGGUAAAGCCGGGAGAAAUCAACUCCUUGGCCCUCCAGCUGGCCAGUGCCAAACUGAAACGCAGCCAACCGCCGAAAAGCUCGCCGGCCGCUGGCGUGUCGUCCACCUCUUCCUCCGCCAACAAUGGCAGCAAUGCCGUGUCGUCCACCGUGACGGAAAACAGUGGCAGCAGUACAUCGAGCGGAGGUAGUGGUAAUUAUGGAACCAUAGGACGGUCGUCAUCUGGUAUGGCAUCGAUGAUGGAUGAAAUGGCGAAAACACUUGCCAGGCGUCGAGCGCAGGCAGAAAAGAAGGAGCCGGACUCCAACGAGGAUGGAGGUGCAGCUGGAUCCGGUGGUCGCCAGCGAGCCUGGGAAAAAUCGAGCACACUGCCGCACAAAUUGGGCAGCGGCAAUAACAAUGCCGGCGGUGGAGGAGGCGCCAACUCUGGCAGCGGCCAGGGUGGUGCAAGCCUGAGCGGUUCGGAAUCACCGAAACCGUCGCGGAAACGCUUCGGCAGUGCCAGUGAGGAAACGAUACUGAAGCAGAUCAAUGGUGGUGAUAGCUUCUCCCUUCCGACUGCGGUCGAGUUCGACAAUCUGAAGGAAGACAUUUUGCGCGAGAUGCGCAGCGAGAUUGCCAAGGCGAAGCAAGAAAUCAUAGAAGCUAUCAAAUCAGAAUUCAACCGCAGUAUUCGAAUAUGUUUUAAUCAGCCAGUGUCGGUACCAACCCGGGGUGCAUAUUCUCAAGCAUUGGAAGUGGCAGUGCAUCUCCCACCAAGAGAAAGUGGCGUGUAAACUUUAUACAGAAAACAGAAGCAAAACGAACACACCAUUCACUUACGCGGAAAAAAUGCAGAACUUACAAGACUCCAAACGUUUAUACAUAUACGUCGUAAAACAAUGUGGUGCAGUUGAAAAAAAAGGUGGGUAGUCGAAAUAUGAGCUAAUAAACUAGUAUAAUAUACAUAGCGAGUGUAGCAGUUUACCGCGUGGCCGCGGAUCUCGCGGGCAGAGUCCGUAUUCGAAUGGCAGAUUGCAUUGCCGACGCAUCAUAAUGCAUGUAUAAAAUUUGAUAUACAUUUUUUGUGCGCCAUUGUUGUUGUGGUUAACCGUUUUGGUCUGUGGGUGUGUAUGUAUACACACUGCGUUGGCUUUCACGCCUCAUCCUCCUCCGUAUCGCGUUGUAGUAUUAGUGGCAGUAUCAUCAUCAUCAUAAUCAUCAUAUAAACUCUCCUUGACGAUGGUGGACCGCAACUGGUGAAAAAGUGAUUUUGCAUCGUACCCCAUUUCCUCCUCACUUGCAUUGCGUAUAUUACUGUGGGAAAAUCGUAAUGGAAACUGGGGUCGUGUUCUAACCCACACCAGACCGCCCGCGUAUGUGUGUGUGUGUAUCAGUAAAGAAGGUGAAAGCGAAAAAAACACAGUUCUUUGAAUCGAAUGUCUAUCCAUGUAUCUCUAUGUGUCAGCCAUAUUAUCUGUCUCAUUAUGAUUACUCUCGGGAAGG